Mytilinidion resinicola is the source of this 1650-nucleotide messenger RNA. RefSeq names its product cytochrome P450. The transcript has 3 exons. Lineage: Eukaryota; Fungi; Ascomycota; Dothideomycetes; Mytilinidiales; Mytilinidiaceae. The coding region runs from base 61 to 1650 and encodes 529 amino acids. The record is from RefSeq and is a predicted model, not a curated record. Gene Ontology annotation, molecular function: oxidoreductase activity, acting on paired donors, with incorporation or reduction of molecular oxygen; monooxygenase activity; iron ion binding.
GAUAUACUCUCGUAUAGAUCUCAACUAUUCCUAUCAUUAUUGUAACUGUUCUACGCCCGGAUGGAGUCUGCCAACGAGGUCCGAGCGGCCCCUCAGGCGACGAGGCUCAUCCUCCUCAUAACCUCCGCUGCUAUCAUCUUCGCUAUUCUUCAGCGACUCCUGAGCAAAAGCAGCCAUGACUCCCGCGAACCGCCAGUUCUACGACCCAGAGUCCCCAUCAUUGGGCAUAUGUUUGGUCUGGCAUACCAUGGGGCCAGUUACUUCUCGACUGUUAGCAAGCGUUGUCCCCACCCCAUCUUCUCCCUCCCUAUGGGACCCUCCCAAACCUACGUCGUUACCUCCCCCGCGCUCGCCAGCCAGGUCCAACGCGGCUCCAAAGCCCUCUCCUUCAACAAACUAAUCGUAGAGAUAACCGGACGCAUGGUCAGCUUCAAUUCCGCCUCCAUGUCCAUCCUCCGCGGCAGCGACCGCACCCAAUCCGAAUCCCCCUUCAUGCAAGGCGUCCACGAAAUCAUAUACGCCGCCCUCACACCCGCCGAGAUCAAAGACAUGAGCCUCGACGUGCUCGCGCAGCUGACCCAGCGGCUAAACAAAGUCACAGACGGUGAAGAGGGGGACUUGUUCCUAUGGGUACGGAAGCAAUUCACGGUUGCGACGACCCACGCGCUUUACGGGCCCGAGAACCCCCUCGCGCUCGAUCCCUCACUCGAGGUCCCGUUUUGGGAAUUCGAAGCCGGGAUAAUAAGCCUAAUCGUCGGCAUCUUCCCGAGCAUAACAGCACGCAAAGCGUACGUCGGCCGCGAGCGCAUGGUCGAGGCACUGAUCGAAUACGUGCAGCAAGAGCGGUACAAGCAGGCCUCGAAACUGAUCCAAGGGCGCGCGCGGUUCCAUCUUGAGAACGGGCUCUCGAUCCCCGAGUACGCGCGCUCGGAGGUAGGCAUGCUUUUCGGCGGCCUGGUCAACGCGGGGGUUACUACGUUUUGGAUCCUGAAUAAUAUCUUUUCGCGGCCAGACUUGCUCGCUGAGCUGCGCGCUGAGAUUGACGCCAACGCGCUCACCACUUCAAGUGGCCUGGAUGGGGACCACACACGCGCGAUCACUUAUUCGCAGUUGAAGGCAUCCUGUCCCCUGCUCAACUCCGUCUACCGCGAGUCCCUCCGCCUCGCGGCACCCAUGUCCGGCUCCCGCCUCGUCGUCGCGGAUACUAUAGUUGGCGACCAGUACCUCCUUCGUGCAGGGAACGUAGUGCAGAUCGCGGGCGGAGUGAUGCACUACGACGAGAGCAUCUGGGGCUCUGACGCCGCGUCGUUCAACGCGCGGCGGUUCGUUGGGUCGGUACACGGCGUGCGCAGUGAGGGAGAGGGAGAGAAGCAGGUGCAUCCUGCGGCGUUUCGUGCGUUUGGAGGUGGCAGUGUGUACUGUCCCGGUCGCCAUUUUGCGCAUGUGGAGAUUAUGUCAAUGGUUGCGGGGGUGGUGUGUGCGUUUGAUAUGGAUCCGCCGAAGGGGAAGGAGGCGAUCCAGUUCGAUCCGCCGAUGGAUGUGGAGAGGAUGCCUCUUGGGGUUGUGAAGCCGUUGGAGGAGGUGAGGGUGAGGAUGAGGAGGAGAACGGGGUGGGAGGGUGUGGGUAGAAGAUUUAGUUGUAAUAGUUAG